CAGUGUGUUGUCUGGUGUGUGUAGGUGAUGCUGGAACAGAUGCAGGGUCUGAUGCACCUGGAGUUGGCCGGUUGUAAUGACUUCACGGAGGCCGGUCUGUGGUCCAGCCUGAACGCACGGCUCACCUCGCUCAGCGUCAGCGACUGUAUCAACGUAGCAGACGACGCCAUUGCUGCCAUCUCACAGCUACUGCCCAACCUGUCAGAGCUCAGCCUGCAGGCCUACCACGUAACCGACACAGCCAUGGCUUAUUUCACAGCCAAACAGGGCUACACCACUCACACGCUGCGUCUCCACUCGUGUUGGGAGAUCACCAACCAUGGUGUGGUUAACAUGGUCCACAGCCUGCCCAACCUCACGGCUCUGAGCCUGUCAGGCUGCUCUAAAAUCACUGAUGACGGGGUGGAGCUGGUAGCAGAGAACCUGAGGAAGCUGCGGAGCCUGGACCUCUCCUGGUGCCCACGCAUCACUGACAUGGCCCUGGAGUACAUUGCCUGUGACCUCCACAAACUAGAGGAGCUGGUACUGGACAGAUGUGUGAGGAUUACAGAUACAGGUCUAGGUUACCUGUCCACCAUGUCUUCUUUGAGGAGUCUCUACCUGCGCUGGUGUUGUCAGGUGCAGGACUUUGGGCUACAGCACCUGUUUGGCAUGAGGAGUCUACGUCUUCUCUCUCUCGCAGGUUGUCCACUCCUAACCACUACAGGUCUAUCUGGUUUGAUCCAGAUCCAGGAUCUAGAGGAGUUGGAGUUGACCAACUGUCCUGGAGCCACAGCCGAACUCUUCAAGUACUACUCACUACACCUGACACGCUGCAUGGUCAUCGAGUAGCCCCCCUCGGAUACCAUCACACCCCCCUCUAACCUACCACCUUAUCCAACUACCAACUGACCUGCCUACCAAUCCCCGACCCCAACUACCGACCACUCCAUUACUUCAGCCCAACGAACGCAGAGGAGGAAUGAUGACGAUGUCGAUGGAGCCAGCCACGAUCUCUGCUCCAGCCAGGAUCUCUGCUCCAGCCAGGAUCUCUGCUCCAGCCAGGAUCUCUGCUCCAGCUAGGAUCUCUGCUCCAGCUAGGAUCUCUGCUCCAGCUAGGAUCAACCAGGGAACGUUUACAGGAAAGAGGGAUUUUUUGUAGAGGGAUAAACUAUUUAAAAUAAAAAAGUGAGUUUAUUGGA
Oncorhynchus gorbuscha (pink salmon) is the source of this 1181-nucleotide messenger RNA. RefSeq names its product F-box/LRR-repeat protein 16. Lineage: Eukaryota; Metazoa; Chordata; Actinopteri; Salmoniformes; Salmonidae. Gene Ontology annotation, molecular function: protein binding. The record is from RefSeq and is a predicted model, not a curated record. Gene Ontology annotation, biological process: SCF-dependent proteasomal ubiquitin-dependent protein catabolic process. The transcript is spliced from 5 exons. Gene Ontology annotation, cellular component: SCF ubiquitin ligase complex. Bases 28 to 831 code for a protein of 267 amino acids.